UCCGCCCCCCCCUCGCCCGCGGGGCCGGUGCUCGGCGCUGCCCGGGCGGGAGCGGCGGGGACUGAACCGUCCCGAGCCCGACUGAACCGAGCCGGACCGGACUGAGCCCGACCGAACGGGCCGGUCCCGCCAUGGCGGCGGCGGCGGGGCCCGCCGGGUUCCAGUUCGCCAUCGAUCGCGGCGGCACCUUCACCGACGUCUUCGCCCGCUGCCCCGGCGGCCGCGUCCGCGUCCUCAAGCUGCUCUCCGAGGACCCGGCGUACGGGGAUGCCCCCACCGAGGGCAUCCGCCGUGUCCUGCAGGAGGAGAGCGGUGUGCCGGUGCCACGGGAUCAGCCCCUGGACGCCUCUGGCAUCGAGUGGAUCCGCAUGGGCACCACGGUGGCCACCAAUGCGCUGCUGGAGCGCCGGGGUGAGCGCCUGGCGCUGGUGGUCACCCGCGGCUUCCGUGACCUUCUGCACAUCGGCACCCAGGCCCGGCCCCGCAUCUUCGACCUGGAGGUGGCUGUGCCGGAGGUGCUGUACGAGGAGGUGAUCGAGGUGGACGAGCGGCUGAUCCCACACCAGCCUGGCUGCCGCCUCCCAGGGAAGGAGACCCUCCCAGUGCUGGAAGGCUCCACGGGGGCAUCCCUGCUGGUGCAGCGGCCGCUGGAGCUGUCGGCGCUGCAGCAGGAGCUGGAAGGUGUGCUGGCCCGUGGCAUCCGCAGCCUGGCCGUGUUGCUGCUCCACUCCUACGCCUGGCCCGGCCAUGAGGAGCAGGUCGGGGCGCUGGCACGGGAGCUGGGGUUCCAGCACGUCUCCCUCUCCUCUGCGGUGGCGGCCAUGGUGCGGGCGGUGCCGCGGGGCUACACAGCCUGCGCAGACGCCUACCUCACCCCCUGCAUCCACCGCUACCUGGAGAGCUUCCGCGCCGGCUUCGCCCACCAGCUGCGGGAGGUGCCGGUGCUGUUCAUGCGCUCGGACGGGGGGCUCACCCCCAUGGAGCACUUCAGUGGGGCCCGUGCCAUCCUCUCUGGCCCAGCUGGCGGCGUGGUGGGCUACGCCAUGACCACCUACCGUCGCGAGGACGGGCAGCCCGUCAUCGGCUUUGACAUGGGAGGUACCUCGACGGAUGUCAGCCGCUACGCUGGCGAGUACGAGCAUGUCUUUGAGGCCAGCACCGCCGGCGUCAGCAUCCAGGCGCCACAGCUCGACAUCAACACCGUGGCGGCUGGCGGUGGCUCCCGGCUCUUCUUCAGGUCCGGGCUCUUUGUGGUUGGCCCUGAAUCAGCAGGCGCCCACCCCGGCCCAGCCUGCUAUCGCAAAGGGGGUCCGCUGACCGUCACCGAUGCCAACCUCUGCCUGGGCCGCCUGCUCCCUGAGUACUUCCCCUGCAUCUUCGGGCCGGGCGAGGACCAGCCGCUGUGCCGGGAGGCGGCGGCGGUGGCGUUCGGCGAGUUGGCUGCCCGCAUCGAUGCCUUCCUGGCCAGCACCACCGCCGGCACCCACCAGCCCCUCUCGGUGGAGGAGGUGGCCAUGGGCUUCGUGCGGGUGGCCAAUGAAGCCAUGUGCCGGCCCAUCCGCGCCCUGACGCAGGCCCGGGGCCACGACACCGCCCAGCACGUGCUGGCCUGUUUUGGGGGUGCAGGGGGGCAGCACGCCUGCGCCAUCGCCCGCGCCCUGGGCAUGAGCAGGGUCUUCAUCCACAAGUACAGCGGGAUCCUGUCGGCCUUCGGGCUGGCGCUGGCGGACGUGGUGCACGAGGCGCAGACCCCCUGCGCCCUCCGCUACGAGCCGGCCGCCUUCCCUCGGCUGGAUGAGCGCAUCGCUGCACUGGAGCGGGAGUGCCGGGACGCGCUGCGGGCGCAGGGCUUUGCCGGGGAGCAGAUCCGCACGGAGGCUUUCCUGCACCUGCGCUACGAGGGCACCGACUGUGCCCUCAUGUGCUCCGCCAAGGGCCACCCACCCACGCCGCGGUCCUGCCACGCCGGGGACUUCCAGGCUGCCUUCACCAGCCGGUACCUGAGGGAGUUCGGCUUCACCAUCCCUGACCGGCCAGUGGUGGUGGACGACGUGCGGGUGCGUGGCACGGGCAGCAGCGGCAUCAGCUGCGAGACUCCCCUGGCCCCCAGUGGGAAACCAGCGCGUGUGGAGACGGUGACGCGGUGCUACUUCGAGGAGGGUUACCUGGAGACUCCGGUGUUUCUGCUGGAGGAGCUGGCCUGCAACCACACCAUCCCCGGCCCCGCCAUCAUCAUUGACAAGAACAGCACCAUCGUGGUGGAACCUGGCUGCACUGCCAGCCUCACCAGCUUCGGUGACGUCUGCAUCGCCAUCGGCUCGGGGCGCCCGCGCCCCAUCGGCCCCCAGCUUGACGCUGUCCAGCUGUCCAUCUUCUCCCACCGCUUCAUGAGCAUCGCAGAGCAGAUGGGCCGCAUCCUGCAGCGGACAGCCAUCUCCACCAACAUCAAGGAGCGCCUGGACUUCUCUUGCGCGCUUUUCGGACCAGACGGGGGGCUGGUCUCCAACGCCCCCCACAUCCCCGUCCACCUGGGUGCCAUGCAGGAGACCGUCCAGUUCCAGGUAGGAGGGUCCCCAGGAUCCCCCUGGCACCCCCCUGGCACCCCCUGGGGACCUGCUCAGCCCUUCCUGGUGCUGCCACAGAUCCGCAACCUCGGUGAGGACCUGCGGGAAGGGGACGUCAUCCUCAGCAACCACCCCUGCGCCGGGGGCAGCCACCUGCCCGACCUCACCGUCAUCACCCCUGUCUUCUGGCCAGGUGUCCCCAAGCCCGUCUUCUUUGUGGCCAGCCGCGGGCACCAUGCAGACAUAGGGGGCAUCACCCCCGGCUCCAUGCCCCCCCACUCCAAGGCGCUGCGGGAGGAGGGGGCUGUCUUUGUCUCCUUCAAGCUGGUGAAAGAUGGCAUCUUCCAGGAGGAGGUGGUGACGGAGGCCCUGAUGGCACCGGGCCGCAUCCCGGGCUGCAGCGGGACCCGGAACCUGCAGGACAACCUGUCGGACCUGCGGGCCCAGGUGGCUGCCAACCAGAAGGGCAUCCAGCUGGUCACCGAGCUCAUCCGCCUCUAUGGCCUCCCGGUCGUCCAGGCAUACAUGGCCCACAUCCAGGCCAAUGCCGAGGUGGCCGUGCGGGAGAUGCUGAAGGGUUUCGCCGCACGCUGGGGCACUGCGGUGGAGGCUGAGGACCGCAUGGACGACGGCUCGCCCAUCCGGCUGCGCGUGCAGGUGGACCCCCAGGAGGGUAGUGCUGUCUUUGACUUCUCGGGCUCGGGGCCGGAGGUGUACGGUAACUGCAACGCGCCACGCGCCAUCACCCUGUCCGCCCUCAUCUACUGCCUGCGCUGCAUGGUGGGCCAGGACAUCCCCCUCAACCAGGGCUGCCUGGCCCCCGUGCGAGUGGUCAUCCCCAAGGGCUCCAUCCUGGACCCCUCGCCCGAGGCUGCCGUGGUGGGGGGCAACGUCCUCACCUCCCAGCGCGUGGUGGAUGUCAUCUUUAAAGCCUUCGGCGUCUGUGCUGCCUCACAGGGCUGCAUGAACAACGUCACCUUCGGGAACGAGCGGGUGGGCUACUACGAGACGGUGGCAGGGGGCGCGGGGGCUGGCCCGCACUGGCACGGCCGCAGCGGGGUCCACACGCACAUGACCAACACCCGCAUCACUGACCCCGAGAUCCUGGAGCAGCGGUACCCCGUGGUCCUGCAGCGCUUUGAGCUGCGGCGGGGCUCGGGGGGCUCAGGGCGCUGCCGCGGUGGCGACGGCGUCGUGCGGGAGCUGCUCUUCCGUGAGGACAUGGUGCUGUCGGUGCUGAGCGAGCGCCGUGCCGUCCGCCCCUACGGCCUGCGAGGGGGCAGCCCCGGCGCCCCAGGGCUCAACCUGCUGCUGCGCCGCGACGGCCGAACCAUCAACCUGGGCGCCAAGACAUCAGUGCCGGUGGAGCCAGGGGAUGUAUUCCGCCUGCAGACCCCCGGCGGGGGCGGCUUUGGCUCCCCUGGGGAUGGGGGGGAACCCGAGGAGACGGCUCGGCCGCUGGUGCCGCAGAGCUUUGCGGAGCGUGGGAGCGUCUUCGAGUACCGCCGGGCGCAGGAGGCUGUCUGAGGGUCCCUGCCCCCUGAGCUGCGGCUGUGGGGCAGCCCCAGCCCCGGCUACGCACACCCCGUGGGGCAGCCCCCUCCCCAGCCUAGGUACGCACACCCCGUGGGGCAGCCCCCUCCCCAGCCUAGGUACGCACACCCCGUGGGGCAGCCCCCCAACCCCAGACACACACAGUCCGUGGGGCAGCCCCCCAUUCCUAGAUACAGUCUAUAGGGCAGCCCCCCAACCUCAGAUAUGCACAUCCUGAGAAGCAUCCCCCUGGUCCUAGAUAUGCACACUCCAUGGGGCAGCCCCCAACCCCAGAUGCACGCACUCUGUGGGGCAGCCUCCCCAUUCCUAGAUACGCACAGUCCGUGGGGCAGCCCCCCAACCCCAGCUAUGCACAUUCUGUGGGGUAGACCCCGAAGCCUAGCUAUGCACACUCAGUGGGGCAGCCUCCCAACCCCCGCUAUGCACAUUCAGUGGGGCAACCCCCUACCCCAGCUAUGCACACCCCAAGGGGCAGCCUUCGUCUCCACACCUCAGGCUCCCGCCCCCCACCCCAAGGCAGGGGGGGACCAGAGGGUCACUCUGCCGUGGGGCAGGGCUCAGGCUUCUGCUGUGGGGCAGCUUCUCCUCCCCAUGGCACUGCCUCCCCCCCCAGCCCCUCUCCUUCCCAGCUCUGUGCCUUUCAAUAAAUGAGCCUUCAGGCCCUUCCCGUG
This is a messenger RNA of Falco peregrinus (peregrine falcon), 4789 nucleotides long. RefSeq names its product 5-oxoprolinase, ATP-hydrolysing (gene OPLAH). Gene Ontology annotation, biological process: glutathione metabolic process. The transcript is spliced from 25 exons. The record is from RefSeq and is a predicted model, not a curated record. Gene Ontology annotation, cellular component: cytosol. Gene Ontology annotation, molecular function: 5-oxoprolinase (ATP-hydrolyzing) activity. Lineage: Eukaryota; Metazoa; Chordata; Aves; Falconiformes; Falconidae. Bases 132 to 4091 code for a protein of 1319 amino acids.